Leptopilina heterotoma is the source of this 809-nucleotide messenger RNA. RefSeq lists its product as uncharacterized. Lineage: Eukaryota; Metazoa; Arthropoda; Insecta; Hymenoptera; Figitidae. The transcript is spliced from 4 exons. The coding region runs from base 133 to 789 and encodes 218 amino acids. The record is from RefSeq and is a predicted model, not a curated record.
UCUCCGCUCGUUCUCACGGUAUAUCCUAAUGUGUUACCUUAGAACACUCUUAGCGGUCAGUAUAAUUCAGACUUCUUUCGCGAAUACGUGUUGUGCUUGUGAUAUAUAUAUAUAAAACAAAAAAAAAUUGUUAUGUGUCAAUUAAUGCGGUUAUUGGAUAUUGAGGCAAUUCGCGAUGCGUUUACCUUAAUGAGGAUGGACAUUUACGAGAAUGACACUAUGUUGUCAUUUAUUCAAAAUGAGUGCAGAAAAGGGCAGUCCUUGAAAGAUAUUUCUGGAAAGCGGGGAGAGUACAUCGAUUUAAAUUCGUGGAGGUCAGCUCCGCGCAGGAGAUGUACAAGGAAUGCUUGGCCCUUGGAUUUUGAUUUGUAUGAAAACUGUCCUAAACCCUUUUCCGAGGCCGUGUGGGUUCAGGAGUAUAAAUACAACUGGGAGUCAGACGAACACCUUGUGCAAGGAUACUGGGCACCGCCCGACUUUCAACAUCCUGCAACUUGCCUAAAUGUAUCACGAGAGUCUGUAGAAACACCCCUCGGGAUCUUGAGGAGAUCCUCAACGGUAAGAGAAUUCAAAGACCUGCCCAUAGUUCCCCCAAGAAUGGGAUACAGGGCUGUUUGGGGCGCCCUGGACUUGGUUUACCGUCAACUCUACAAGCCCGGGGAAUGGGGAGUUUUGGGGAUGCCCAACAAGAAUGGAGCUUGCGAUGGAAAAUUGACCUACAACCCUACUGGGUCAAAUGCUGACGUCUAUUUUCCUGAGGAGGACCAGUAUUUUACCUUGUCUAAUUAAAUUUUAUUACAUUUAAUUAU